AAAAAAGACGUGGGUGUGAAAAAUAAAUAAAAAAUAAAAUCUCGAGAUUCAAGAAAUAAGCACAUAGACCCAGGAUCAAUACUUUAAUGUAUUGUAACGCCGUGGAUGGCGCAAGCAAGUUGUCCACGUAGCAAAUGACGAAGUAACAUGAGUCAAGAUCCACAUCUACUCCAAAGUGUUUGUUCAAUCCUUUGUUUCCAAUUAAUAAUCAACAUUUAAAUAUCUCUCUUUUCUUGUUUGAUGUUUUUUUAAUUAAAAUCUGUUGAGAAAAAGAAAAACAAACAAUUAAUUGAUUUACCUAUAAAGACAACAACAAAAUGUGGAUUUUAAUAAAGCUAAUUGGAAUUAUUGCAAGUGUACAUGGGACAAUGGUAUACAUGCCUUCAAUCAAGGAUCCAUUAAUAUCUGAAUUGAUGCUUCGUGAAAUAAUUGACCGUAUGGGAAGUGAGCUUGUUGAUGCAGCUGAUUCAUAUCUUGAGUAUCAAGAUUCAUCACGUGUCACUGAUGAUUAUGAUAAAGCCAAAGAAGUACCACAAGAAUUACCAAUUGAUUAUGAUGGCAUUGAUACACUUAAUCCAAAUUUAAGUAUACGUGAUCAAGAAUAUUUACAACACAGUACAUUAAAUUCACAUCAAAAAUUAAAUCAAAAUGAUAAUAAACAUAGAAUACAAAUUGCUGGAUAUAAAGGUGUACUUGAAGACAAAACAGAUAAUCAAUUGCCUGCAUAUUGUACACCACCAAAUCCAUGUCCAGUUGGUUAUACAAGUGAAAAUAAUUGUUUAGAAGAAUUUGAAAACACUGCUGGUUUUAGUAGAGAUUAUCAAAGUGCCCAAGAAUGUAUGUGUGAUGCUGAACACAUGAUUGAUUGUCCAACAAAUAUUGAUAAUCAACGUGAGCUAACAAAUGCACAAUCACAAAAUUCUGAAUUUGAAAAAAUCAUUCAAGGCUUUCAAGAAACAAAUCCAUUUUUUAGAGGUGAAAAAUUACCAAUUGCUGCUAAAAAAGGUAUAAAUGUCGUUUCAUAAAAUACUAACAAUCACAUUUUUGGAUUAAUAAUUUAACGCAACAAAAAACAUUUAAAAACAAAGAGCAAAUCAAGUUGACGAAUAAGAAAAUAAGGACAAACUUAUUUACAAAGAAAAAAUAUUAAUAACAAUAAUAAUAAUAUUAAUAAUGUUUAAAAAAAAAACAAAAAAAAACAGUAUUGAUACUUUCUGGUCAUAUUAUUGGAGUACUUUAUUAGAUUAUUAUAAUAAUGGUGCCUGAUAUUUGAUCAGAAAGUUGUAAUAAUAAAGAACCAAAUAUAAGAAAAAGUCUUAAAAAUACAACAAGGAAAGUGUGAUUGAUAUGUUAUCGCGAAAUAUAGUAUAUUUAUUUAUUAAUGUUAAGAAUCAUGAUAUUUUAAUGUAAUAUAUUUCGACAUCUUGUGAAAAUAUUUUUGAUUGAAAAAAAAUUAAAUAUUUCGAUGCUAGUCAUAUCAAGAAAAAUUUAUUGUAAAAUCAUUUUUUUUUUUUUUUUUCGUUUGUUUGUUUUAAAAUAUAAUUACUAUUUAAAUAUAAAAAUUUUACGCAAAAAAAAAGAAGAAAAUAAAUAAAAGUUUAACAAAAAAGAAAAAAAAAUUAAAAUUUGUUAUUUAAUUAUUUAAAGAUAAAAUUUACAAAAUUU
This is a messenger RNA of Aphidius gifuensis, 1665 nucleotides long. RefSeq lists its product as uncharacterized. NCBI's taxonomy places the organism in Eukaryota, Metazoa, Arthropoda, Insecta, Hymenoptera, Braconidae. The record is from RefSeq and is a predicted model, not a curated record. Gene Ontology annotation, cellular component: secretory granule. Gene Ontology annotation, molecular function: enzyme regulator activity. Gene Ontology annotation, biological process: regulation of hormone secretion; neuropeptide signaling pathway. Bases 318 to 1025 code for a protein of 235 amino acids. The transcript is spliced from 3 exons.